This is a messenger RNA of Coregonus clupeaformis (lake whitefish), 9017 nucleotides long. Its product is annotated as ras-responsive element-binding protein 1-like. The transcript is spliced from 12 exons. Gene Ontology annotation, molecular function: DNA-binding transcription activator activity, RNA polymerase II-specific; RNA polymerase II cis-regulatory region sequence-specific DNA binding. Bases 523 to 6045 code for a protein of 1840 amino acids. Gene Ontology annotation, biological process: regulation of transcription by RNA polymerase II. Gene Ontology annotation, cellular component: nucleus. Lineage: Eukaryota; Metazoa; Chordata; Actinopteri; Salmoniformes; Salmonidae. The record is from RefSeq and is a predicted model, not a curated record.
CUCUCUUCCCUCCCCCCUCCUUCUUUACCUCCCUCCAUGCCUCCAUCCCACAACUUAACUCUUAACUCCCUAUAUACUGGGGGCUGUGCUUGCACAUUUUCAUCCCCCGAAUCUUAAGUUUCAUUCUUCAUUCAGCAUGUCUACCCUUUUUUCUUCUUUGAUGCAUCAUCAUCAUCAUCAUCAUCAUCCUUUUUGACAUUUGUCAUUGCAUAUUUUCUUCCAUUCUUUUUUUUUUUUUUUUUGCAUUUGACAUAACUGCUUUCUGUAGAUGGAGAUGGAGAACAGUAAAAGUUAAAGGCAUUCUAAAGACUCAUUUCGCCCUCAUUACCUAUUUUGGAUGAAAUCGUCAUUGUUUUUAGUCCAUUGUUGUCCUCACAGUGUCCUUACAUUUUUCAGGUAUGAGCUAUGUGCAUGGCAUGCUAACAUAUCAUUCCAAACCUCUUUUUAUCUGGUUGUGCCUUUGUCGAGAAGAAGAGUCCUUUUUCCUCAAUUCUUUGUCUCACAAACCCCACCUCCACAGUGAUGGAGAGCGCCACAGAGGACAAGCGUCCGGGGGGAGGAGUGAGCGCCGAGCUGAGCGCUGGAGAGACCCCCGACUCCACACACACACAGGACAAACACACAGCGAGUAACGGAGCGAUGGAGGAGGAGGAAGACGCUGCGGUAGAAAAUGGAGAGAAUAUGACAGAGGAGGGGGGCGUGGACUUGUCGUCCAUCAACACCAUGAUGUCGACGGUGAUGAGCGCAGGCCAGCUCAACGGAGCCCUGGAGCCCUCCUCAGCCCCCGCUUCCACACCCUCCACCCCCAUCGGCAAGACCACCCCACCCAGACCCCCUAGUGUCAACCGCAACGCCCGGAGGAACACGACGGAAGCCAAAGACAUCAAUACAGAUUUCAUCUGUCCCCUGUGUGACAAGGACUGUAUGACCCAGCACCAGCUCACUAUGCACAUCCGACAGCACAACUCGGACAACGGGGCGACGGACCACUCAUGCAGCAUCUGUGGCAAGGCCCUGAGCUCAGCCAGCUCGCUGGACCGCCACAUGCUAGUGCACAGCGGAGAGAGGCCCUACAAGUGCUCCUUCUGCGGACAGACUUUCACCACCAACGGCAACAUGCACAGACAUAUGAAGAUCCAUGACAAAGACCCGGCCGGCGUCGUUCCCAUCAGCCCCCCCUCGCCCACCAAGAGACGCCGCCCCUCUGCCAAGAGGAGGUCAGCCAUGGACGAGGACAAGGAGCGAGGCAAUGAACCGGCCAACAAAAAGGUGCUGGAGGAGACUGUGUUGGAGGAGUUGGGUUCAGGCCAGGGGGAUGAUGAUGUGUUGCCGUGUCCUAUCUGCUUCAACACCUUUGGCUGCAAGUACGACCUGGAAGUCCACAUGGACACACACCCCGACACCACGCUCAGGUGUGACCUGUGCUGCCUCUCCUUCCGGACCCAUCGCGGCCUUCUGCGGCACAAUGCUGGCAUCCACAAGCAGCUGCCCACAGACCACGGCGGACGGCCCUUCAUCCAGAACAACCCCUCCAUCCCCUCUGGCUUCAACGACCUGGCCUUCAUCGACUUCUCCUGCUGCAAGUUUCCUCACAUCGCCCAGGUAUGGUGUGAGACCAACCUCCGCCGGUGCACCAGCAAGUUCCACCGCUUUGUGUGUGAAGCAUGCGACAAAGGAUUCCCCCUGCACUCGGCCCUGGACCUGCACAAGAAGACCUGCACCAUGCAUCAGCAGCAGCAGCCGUCACCCACAGGGGGCGCCCAGGAGAAGCCAGCAACCCUGGCCCCUCAGCAGGCCAGCUUCCUGGAGUCCCUGGGUCUGCAGCACAUCUCCCAGGUCAAGGUUCAGCCUUCGGCGGAUGAGGUCCAGCAAGCCCAGCUGGACAGCAUCCGGGUCAUCCAGGUGGAGCCUCCGGCCUCCACCCAGCCACAGGAGGCGGAUUCUGCGGCUGCGGGUUUCCUCGGCGGCCUGGGCUUGGUGGCGGCCUCGUCCCUGGCCUCGUCCCUGCAGGGCCUGUCCCAGAGGGAAGCCCUCAGCCUGCUCUCCCUGCAGCCCUUACCCACAGGCUUCCUCUUCCACCCGGGCGGUGGUGCUUCGGUCAAGCCUGUGUUUGGCGAGUCUGGCCUGAUGGAGCUGGCUGACAUCCAGCAGAUCCUGAAGGUGACCUCGGCCGCCCCCGGUCAGAUGGGCCUCCUGCCGCCCCUGGCCAAGGCUCCCCACUGGGGAGUGUCCGGCCAGGGCCAGGCAGCCGGCUGCAAGCCCAUGCCCCCACUGAAGCCAAAGCCCAUGGUGGCACCGCGCUCCAGCCUGGCUGCCUCCACGCCUCCGCCGCUCCAGAGCACCCAGCAGGCCUCCUUGGGCUGCAUCAGCCCCAGCCUGCCCCCGCCGGCCAGCCAGCUGCUCAAGAUGCCCAGAGAAUCUUCGUCAUCUUCAUCGUCGUCGUCAUCGUCCUCCUCUUCCUCGGGCAGCCAGGCCUCCCUGGAGAAGAUGCAGAUGGAGGCGGACUGCAUGGGCGACGCCCAUGUGCCCAACGACUCGACAGAGCUGCAGAUCAAACAAGAGGAGGGCCAGGCGGCCAGGGGGAAGAAGGGGGCAGGGGGUGCCAACCGCGGGGGCGUCAAGGCCUCCUACCCCUGCCGCUUCUGCGACCAGGUGUUUGUUUACUCCGGGGUGCUGCAGGCGCACAUGCGCUUCCACCUGGGCAUCCUGCCGCACCAGUGCAACAUCUGUGACUACGUGGCGCCCGACAAGGCCACCCUUAUCCGCCACCUGCGCACACACAGCGGCGAGCGCCCCUACGUCUGCCGCGUCUGCCACUACCCUUUCACCGUCAAGGCCAACUGUGAGCGCCACCUGCGCAAGAAGCACAUGAAGAACACGAGGAAAGAGAUCGAGAAGAACAUCAAGUAUGUCUCGUCGACCACCACCCAGGAUCCCUUGGAGCAGGCUUCCGCCGGCGACACUGCCUGCCGCUUUUGUGGUGAGGAGCUAAAGACCUACCGGGCUCUCCAGAUCCACCUGCGCACCCACAACGGCUGCCAGCGCAAGCCCUUUGAGUGCCGGCGCUGCGGGGCGGCUUUCCUGGCCAAGAGGAACUGCAUCCACCACAUGCUCAAGCAGCACCCUGAGGUGCAGGAGCGGGAGAUCGAGGAGCACAUCGCCACCCUUCUCCCCGCCAUCACAGCCACCACCUCCAGGGCCAGCCCCAGCAGCCCUCUGGCUCUCAACGGCCUCACGCCCACCCCCACUGCCACCCUGCAGCCGGUCAAGGUGGAGGAUCUCAGCAUCUACUCCUCCUCUGGUGACUCGGAUCAGCCCUUGGACUUCUCCAACAAGAGCCGGGGGGUGGGUGGGACCAGCAGCGGUGCAGGGAGCCUAGCCGGUUCUCCUGGGAUCAAACUGGAGACGGUCAGCCCGGCAGCCUACGACUGCUCCAUGGAACCUAUUGACCUGUCCAUCCCCAAGAACCCUAACAAGAGGCUGAAGAGAGACGCCACCACUGUUGACCCGGUGAGCGUGGAGCGCCGAGAGAUCAAAAAGGAGCUGCCCUUCCCCAGCUUACUGGACCACCUCGCCUUAGCCCAGGCUCUUCAGCUGGACAAGAGCUAUGAGGAGAAGCUGAAGACUGCCCAGUCUGGCUCUUACCAGCUCCCCCCAGUGACCCACUCUACACUGCUCAUUAGCACCCCUACUGGCACAGGCCGGGCGCUCCGUCUCAAGCCCCUGCUGCCCAAACCGACCUCUUCUUCCUCCUCCCUGAAAGAGAUUCCUCCUCUGGCUUCCAUCGCCCAGAUCAUCUCCUCCGUCUCAACGGCUCCAGACUUGCUCAAGAGGGAGCCCACGCCGGAUAUAAAGGCUGGCGCCGGCCUCAACGGCCUCCAGACAGAACCGGAGCGUCUAGUUGGGGGCGACAACAGCUCUGAAGCCUCGAUGGAAGAGGUCCCCCUAGAAGGAUCAUCCAGAAAGCGCACUAGGAAGAAGCCAGUGAGCCAGGACAAGACUAUGGCACCUGCCCGUGUGCCCAUGCCUGAGCAGAACACAGACAGCGGCAUGGACCUGGAGUCCAGCGGGGAGUUUGCCAGCGUGGAGAAGAUGCUAGCCACCACCGACGCUAACAAGUUCAGCACCUACCUGCGGACGGGGGCGGCGGAGCUUGGAAGGAGGGACGAGGGGAGACAGAGCCCGGGAGAGGAGAAGGAGGAGAAAGAGUCGCCUCCUCAGUCUGUGCCGCCCCAGUCCAAAGGAGGGAAGAAGAAUGCCUACUCCAACUCAGUGCAGAAGAUGACCUGUCCCUUCUGUCCCCGGGUCUUCCCCUGGGCCAGCUCCCUGCAGAGGCACAUGCUCACACACACAGUCUUCUCUAAUGUGCUGUCGGCUACAGGUCAGAAGCCCUUCCCCUGUCCCAAAUGUGACGCCUUCUUCUCCACCAAGUCCAACUGUGAGCGCCACCUGCUGCGCAAGCACGGCGUGACCAACCGCUCGCUGCGCCGCAACGGCCAAAUGUCCAAGAACAAGGACGGCGACGAGGGUUCACACGACAGUGCUGAGAGUUCUGAGAAUGAGCAGACUGCAGGGGAGGCUCUGGACCUGAGCAGCAUGGACCCCGAUCAGAAAAGCUCUGCAUCCGAGUCGCCCAGCGCAGACCAAACACCAGACACUGCUGAGCUGCUGCUAGGGGAGAUGGAACCGCAACCCAACAACAUUGAAAAUGACGACAACGACGAUUCGCAGAGCAACAAGAGCUUGGACCUCAACUUCGCCAGCAAGCUCAUCGACUUCAAGUUCUCUUCGGAAGGCGAGCAGCCCCAGACCUCUCUGGUCGGAGAGAAGGUGGUAGCGGUGGCCGAGCCGGAGAGAGUGACGGACGCCCAGCAGCAGCAGGACCAAGAGCCCCCCAAGUACACCUGCAAGAGCUGCAAGAAAAACUUCCGCUACGCCGCCACCCUGGCUCGCCACGAGAAGGCACACUUGUGUGAGAGUGCACCCCCCGAAGAGGCUUGUGGAACAGAGGAGAUUAGGCCCGCCACAGAGGAGCUCCCCAACACUACUACAGCCACCACCUUGGAGGAGGAUCAGGAGGAGGGAGAGAAGGAUGCUCCGGAAAGCGAGGGAGCGGGCAGCGUGAUGGACAGCGGUUCAGAGGAGGAGGAGGAGAAGAAGGAGGAGAGAAGUGACGAGGACGGGGGCUCAGCAGAACCAAAGAUUGAAGGAGAGGCGGGUAGAGGGUCGGGGAGCAAGGCAGACAAGAGGAAGAAGAUCUGUAACGUGUGCAGCAAACGCUUCUGGUCACUGCAGGAUCUGACGAGACACAUGCGUUCGCACACAGGUGAGAGGCCCUACAAGUGCCAGACGUGCGAGCGCACCUUCACCCUGAAGCACAGCCUGGUGAGGCACCAGCGGAUCCACCUGAAGCCACGGGGUAGCGAGGGGGCAGAAGAAGCUGAUGCCAACGGGGCAGAGGCCCCGGCCGGAGACUCAGCUAGUGAGGAGGGAGAGUGCACCCCCACCAGCACCUGCCCCCCUUCAGAGAACGAGAGCGAAAGCACCGGAGGGGCCAGGGAGGAGGGAGGCGAGGGAACUGAGAAAGAGGCCCCUCUGCCGGGCCCCAUAUUCCAGGCCCAGUCCCUGUCCACCACUGAACCAGCCCAGUCAGAGUCCGCUACAGAGGCCAUUGCUGAGCCGCUCGUUGAGCCAGUCACGGAAGCAGACUCGGAACCGGCCUCGGAACCAGUCUCUGAAUCCGUUCCUGACCCAUCUGUAGAACAAUCCUCAGACGGCCCCUCUGAAACAGCUGUAGAACUAGACGCUGAGGUAUCAGCCUCUGAAAUGGCUAGAGAAACAGAUGACAAUGCAGCCACUCAACCGCCAACAGAAACCCCCAAAGAAUCUUCCACAGAGUCCCCAGCCCCACAGCCCACUACCCCAGAGAAAGACCCCGAUGGCCCCUCGGAAGGCUUCAUCCAAGGCCUACUGGAGAUCCACACCAAGCCUUCCCUGGAGCACAUCCUACCCGCUGGCGAAGCUCCCUUGGUGGGCGUUGAGUGAGGGAGGCUCCCUCCUCCCUACCCCAGUCUCUGGUUCUCUUUAUGCAGUGGACCACUGUAUGUGCCGCAGUGCCAUAAGAUAGAAGUACUCCUAAAAAAUGCAAGACGAUGAAAUCAAGAAGAAACACCUUGUUUCUAAGUGCCUUACUACUUCUAUUUUGUUUGUUUUUUUGCUAUAUCUUUAUCUACAUUUAUCUAUGGAGGAUCUAAUUUUUUAUAGCGUUUUAUGAUGAUUACAUAAUUGUUUUUGGAUUCUAUGAGAUGAACGUUGAAUAAGCAAUAAAUUAAAUCAAAUUUAACAUGACCGAUUUAUAUUAAAUGAUCAAGUGUGUGACAGAAAAAAAGAACAGUUAUUGUAUAUUUAAACCACAGUCGUACCUUAAAAACAAUGCUGAGACUGAGAAAAGACUGAGUAAGUUCACAAGCAGUGGGGAUAAAGUCACUUAUGUAACUGGAAACACAGCUAUAGCAGAUACCUGUCACAAAGGUGUCCUGAAAAAAGACUGUUGUUCUCUCCCCUUCAUCUUGAUUUACUAUCUCUCUCAUGAUCCCUUAUCCCUGAUAACCAACAUCUACAGUCUCUCUGGUUGUAUUGAGAAUACAUGAAUGAACUGUGACAUAAUUUGGUGUUAGGAGACAGGCAAAUCAAAGAAAACAGACUUGACAAUGGAUAGCGUACCAUAUCUGAGAUCUCUGCUUUUGCGUUUUGUUUUAACAUGCCCCCUUCCCCUAGGCUCUCUUUAUUUGCCAUAGAUGAUAUGGGCAAUAUUUGCCUGAAUAUUUUUUUUUUUUUUUCAGAAUCAUUCUCAUUUAAUUUCAUAUGUGUUGACCAUGUUGCAUGUGGGAGUAUUGUGUGGUUGUGUGUGUGUUAUUCGUUCAGGAGAGGUUGGGGUAUAUAAGGUGUUUGCGGAAAUGUACUAUUCCAGAACAAAAGGGCUUGAUAUGUGUACCCCCCCAUCUCUCACAGUCACCUUCUAGCGUUCUGUACUGUCUGUACUACCACCAGUGUGUCUGGCUUGUGUUGUGUCCACCUCCCCCUUAGUGGCAACUCAUUUCCUUGCGGCUACUUUAGAUGUCUUCCAAAACCAACCGUCACUGUGUUCUUAGAGCCCUACCUGUGGUUCUGCUAGGUUAUUUGGAUGCAGAACUCACCUCGUGCUCUAGGUGGAACACCACUCAGUUUUUUGUCGGUUUUGUCUACUUGAACUUUUGUAGCCCUGCUGCCUCCCUUCAGCCAGCCUCCUAACACCACCCCACUCACCCCUCCUUCCACCACCCCACUCACCCCUCCUUCCACCACCCCACUCGCCCCUCCUUCCACCACCCCACUCGCCCCUCCUUCCACCCCCCAGCCCAGAGCAUCUUUCCGAGGUGGGACUCAAAUGUCAAUCAUGUCACCUUGCCGGGUUGAAGUUUAUCUAAAAGUAUUUCCUUUUUUUCCUGUGUUUUUUCUUCUUUCUUCUCUUUUUAUAUUUUUAAAAAACCUCAGAAGCAAACAAAUCAAACCUCAUGGCGCAGUAAGACGCAGGCAGCAUCGGCUGGCUGGAGGCUGACGGACCGAGAGCAGAGAGCGCUGGACUAGUCAGCCGCCGCCAGACAACUGCCCAUAUGGCACUAACAAAAUACAAACAAACCUACUACGGCAAUCAGAGAGAGAAUGAACUGAAGUGAAUUUCUGAGCUGUGUUUGGAACUUGAACGUAACACAGAGUAUUAAGUGGAGGGGAAAGGAGGGGGUGAUGCGCAUUGACAGGUGGCGAGGCUAGUACUCCAUGCAGAAAGAAGUCUGCCCUCUAGUGGCCGUACCCCAGUAUCGCCCCCAUCCCAACCCUGCUCUCAGGCACAGGGAAAGUAUUGUCAAAAUAGAAUGCUAAAUGCAAUUGUUUUCUAAAAAAAACACUGUGUUAAGGGACUCACUCAACUUAUCUCAUUUGUACCUUUGACCCUGUGUGGGUGUAUGAUUAUGAGUCCCAUAAGAAUGCACAUGGACUGUUUUUAUUGUAUUUAUUUGGAAAUCCGGUGAGGGGUGAAUAGAUGUGACUUGAGGAGAAGCCAUGUAUUAUUACCACAUUGAUGCUGCAGAGAAUAACGGAUUGAAAUCCACAAAAUGGUCGCCCAGCAUCGGCCCGGGACUUCUAUUAGCAAUAAUCACUAUUGAUUCGAAAGCUUUAUGUAGACCUUUGUAUGUGUUUAUAGACUGUGCGUGUCUAUUUUUGUUUUGUUUAUUAUUUUUAGUUUGGCUAAGAUUUUUUGUUUUGUUCUCAGAUAUAUAAAUACGUAUAAAACUGUGAAAUUCAUUGUGUUUCAGAUAAUGGGUGAGUUUUAGGCUUGUUUUUCAUGUAACCCUAAUUUGUUCGAUUAUGGAUGAUUUCUUUUUUUCUCUCCAUCUUGCUCUCAGGGUCUUUAUAAAAUGCAUAUUCAAUACUUCAUUUUCCUGAGUUGCAAGAAGUUCUUACAAGUAAUGAUUUUUUUUUACGAUUAAAACUCAAUCACUACAUUUAGCACUUGACUGUGAACUCAAAUCAGCAGAACAGAGAAAAUGAGCUUGUGCUCAAAUCCUCGUGGUUGAGAGUGUGCUGUCAGCAGCAUUCUUUUUUAAUAGUAUACCCAUAAACAAUGUUUUUCUUUCUUUUUUUUGUCUGAUUUUGAUUGAUUAUACAUUUUUACCCCCUCCCUCACCGUAUCAACCUCUCUCGUUUGACGAGGAUUUAAAUCGUGACUCUGUAAAGACCAAUGAAAGUGGCUGUGUCACUGUCUGACGUUCUGACCCUUUGUUGAAGGGAACUUUGUGUCAAUGCUACGGCCACACCAGAACUCACCCCAUAAAUGGACUUUGAUCAGAACCUUUAACGUUAGCUACACUGCUCCCCUCCCUCCUGGUAUUACAGUGCUUCAGAAUCAGAAAUGUAAGCUGUUCUGUGUCGAAAAAAUUUAAGCAAUAAAGAUAUAUUAAGGAAAGGUGUGAAUCAAACUG